AUGGACAAUAGUAGAACUUAUACUAACAACUGGCCAUCACUUUUUUGGCCACCUUUUAGUCAAGGAGGAUAUGCUCUGGUUUUAGAAUCUCCAGAUGUCUGGCGUUUUACAGUUAUAUGGACACUUAUAUUCUAUGCUGUGAUAUAUGGAGCGGCAGGUUUAUGGGCUUGGGCGGUAUUUUACCGAUCGCGGUGGUCUUUUAUGUUGCCUAUAAUAUUUGUAGCGGUUGCCUUGUUAACGGGACUCGUUGGCGGAACAAUAGUUGGUUAUGCGCUUAAAUUUUUUUAUCAGGCCGGAGAGUUCAAUAUGUCAACAUGGGUUCCUUUUUUGUGGGGAUUAACUCAAGCGUUGGUUGCAGUGAUGGGUUCUUAUUCUACAGUAACAACCAUUCUCUGA
Molecule: messenger RNA, 396 nt
Organism: Ambispora gerdemannii
Lineage: Eukaryota; Fungi; Glomeromycota; Glomeromycetes; Archaeosporales; Ambisporaceae
Source: the annotation of a GenBank genome assembly